GGCGACAAGAAGAAGGGACAAGAGAACAAUGGCAGAAAGAGGUAGUUUGGGAUGGUUUCACCUAGGUCUGAUAGCGUCUGUAUUGGUCUGUGCGCAAAUCGAAAAGGCAACAUCAAACGAUGUCAAUGAGCCAACUGAUGAAAACAAGAUAUAUAUCAAGCAGGAUAAAAGAUACAAAUGUGUAUUAACAACGUGUAUGGAAAUACCGAUUGGUGGUGAGGAAUCUGGGAUCAUAGGAAAUCCAGAAGAGAAUAACAAUGACACGUCCCUCUACGAAGGGGAUAUUGUUUCUCCACCCGUUUUGAAAGGCGUUGCUGAAUCAAGGUACCGUAAUGCUUUGAACAUGAAGUCACCUGACAUGAGUGCUUGGUAUGAACUAUGGUAUUUUAAAGCUAAUAGAGAACCAAGAGGAAAGGUGUUCUACGAGUUUGAUUCUUCUCUAUCUUCCAGACAAAAGAACGACAUCCUGUCUGCAAUGGAGGAGAUACAAAUUAAAUCAGGGGGAGCGACAUCUAAGUGUAUUCAAUUCAUCCCGAACAAUGGCAAUUUAAGGGAUCAUUUAUUGAUAAAAAGUACAUCAUCAUCGUGUCAGAGCAGUGGAAUAGGUAAAGACAAGGAGGAGAGACAACCUUACAUCAACCUUGGCCCUGGGUGCUUUGUAAUUGGUACUAUCAUGCACGAAUUGCUUCACGCAGUUGGGUUUUUUCACGAACAUGUCAGGAAUGAUCGAGAUGAUUACAUUGAAAUUAUCACCUCUAAUAUCAAAAGUGGUUACAUUUCUCAGUUCGCGCAGCCAGAGUUUUCAAACGAUCUCAUUAGUUACACGCCUUAUGAUUACGACAGUGUUAUGCACUAUGGCAAAUAUACAUUCUCCAAGGACGCUGGUCGAGGAUUGCAGACAAUACGUAUAAAGUCUGGAAGAUCUACUAAUCUCGAAAUUGGCCAGCGAGAUCACCUCUCUAAAAGUGACAUUAAAGACUUACAGGUUAUGUAUUCUUGUCCUGAUAUCGGAGUUGCCGCUGGCGAGGAGGCCGCUACUCCCCCAAACUAUGUUUGUACUUUUGAAGCUGAUGAUUUAAAAUGUGGAUUUGUAAAUGGACACUCGUCUAUCUGGAAGAGUACACCAGUGUCGAGAAUAGGUGCAAAAUAUUAUGAUGCCACAUUCAGCUUCCCAAGUCAAAAUAUAGGAAAUGUGCUAUACAUGGCACCUGGGAGAGCCACCACCGACGCCUUGUUUACCGCUAAUGUACCACCUGCCGAAUAUUGCCUUCAAAUCAACUAUUUUUGCCACGGAACAAACAGCAAGGCACAAGUCUACUCUGGUAUGAAGGGUACAAAGAAGCUGCUUUACACAUUACCAACAUGUAAAGAUUUCACGUGGUAUUACACCUGGAUGGGAAUUGACAUGUCAACUUCGGGAACGAUUGAGAUACAUGGUUUACGUGCAAACAUUGGACAUUUUCUACUAGACGACAUUAAGCUUAUGGAAAAACCAACCGACUGGAAAGACUGUAACCAAUAAGAGUGCUUACAACAAUUACAAGCACUGUUGUUAACCUAGUAACCAUAUAUAAUGGAAUUGACCAUGUUUAUCAUUACAUAUUUCGUACGCGUUUAUUAAAUGUUUAGCAGAAUUUUUACAGAGAAGAACUACUCUAAAUUAUUUGAUAUUUUGA
Molecule: messenger RNA, 1676 nt
Organism: Owenia fusiformis
Lineage: Eukaryota; Metazoa; Annelida; Polychaeta; Sabellida; Oweniidae
Source: the annotation of a GenBank genome assembly